AUGGCAGAAGGAGAUAAUUCUCUCCAUAGCUUGUUUGCUUCUGGCGAAACUUUAUAUAAUUCAAUUGAAAACUCAGAUCUUGCGUCUUCUGAUAUAAAAUAUCAGGAAGAUGUUCGCCGCGCCUUAGAAUGCUUUUCAAAAAUGGAAGCGUAUCUUGGAAAUCUUACUUCUAAAUUGAUUGAGGGUGAAAGACUUGAUAUAUUGAAAAGAGCAAGGCAAUAUCAUGAGCAAUUCCUUCGAAAUGUUGAAUUGCAUGAGAUCUUAACAAAAGAGGAUAGGGAUUAUAUGGAGCAAGCAAGUAACGAUCUCACAAAAAACGCAGCAAAGACACGUGAAAUCAAGAUUGCUCGUUACAAGCGAAAAAUUGCACUAGAAAAGGAAAUAAAAGAAUUAGAACAACAGUUUGAAACUUUGGGAGAGAGAAUCGAUGAGAACAUAAAGCGCAAACAUGUCCUUAAACUUGUAGAAUUAUUUAUUCAAAAAUCUCUUGAUGAAUUGGCCUCAAUAAAACAAGAAACAGAAUUGCUCGAAAAAAUGCGGAUGACUUUAAAUCAGGGUAUUGAACAAAAAAAGACGGACGAAUUGUAUAAAGCUGAUUCACGAUUAAGAAAUCCCAACGGUCCUUUGUUGUCCAAGGAAGGUCGGCCACUUCAGCCAUUCAUAAUUACCAAUAAACGAGAAGCAAUACAAAAAGAAGUAUUUCGACCUGGUUGGCGAUUACCCACAAUGACAGUUGAUGAAUAUCUUCAACAGGAAAUGGAAAGAGGCAAUAUAAUAAGUGGAGGAGGCAAAAUACCAGAAAAAAAAGAAAUUGAUGAUAAUGAUGAAAGUGCAAUAGACGCAGCGACGUAUAAAGCCCGCGAAAUGGAUGAAUUUAAAGAUGCAAAUCCACGCGGUUGGGGAAAUCGUAUGGGCAAGGGAUAA
This is a messenger RNA of Ambispora leptoticha, 924 nucleotides long. NCBI's taxonomy places the organism in Eukaryota, Fungi, Glomeromycota, Glomeromycetes, Archaeosporales, Ambisporaceae. The record is from the annotation of a GenBank genome assembly.